This is a messenger RNA of Cadophora gregata, 1523 nucleotides long. It is a transcript of the gene MRP4, whose product is annotated as 37S ribosomal protein, mitochondrial. NCBI's taxonomy places the organism in Eukaryota, Fungi, Ascomycota, Leotiomycetes, Helotiales, Ploettnerulaceae. Gene Ontology annotation, biological process: translation. The record is from RefSeq and is a predicted model, not a curated record. The coding region runs from base 94 to 1089 and encodes 331 amino acids. The transcript is spliced from 2 exons. Gene Ontology annotation, molecular function: structural constituent of ribosome. Gene Ontology annotation, cellular component: mitochondrial small ribosomal subunit; ribosome.
AAUUCCCGUCCCAAAUAGGCUUAGCCGAGCCUGCAGCUAGUGGAUCCGGGAUAUCUUCAACUUCAAAAAAGUUACCAGGGAAACAGAACGACAAUGCGUCCCCCAACCAUGAUCCUCCGAAACGUCGCCAUACGGCACGGCCGCAAAGCCCUCUCCUCCCCCCUCCGCAAAUGCUGCCUCCGAACCCUCACCACCGAAGCCCUCCAACAAGAAACCUCCGCCAUAGAAAACAGCAUCACCAACCACACCAAAGAAACACACUCCAUCGAAGCCAACAUCAACCAACUCCACAUCACGAAAUCCUUCAUCUCCCCCGCCUCCACCACCGGCUUAGGGAAACGCACCAACCGCCAGGUCGCCCGCGACCACAAGCUCCAGCGACACAUCAAGAAGACCACCUCGCGCGUUGGCGGCCUGGUUGCACCACACUACGAGCCUCACGAAGUUCUCACCAAGCCUCCCAAGCCGGAAGAUGUGACGUUGGAGCUCCUCAUGGCUAGUCAGGCGCAUCUGGGACAUGCUACAAGUCUGUGGAAUCCUAUGAACCAGAGAUAUAUUUUCGGAAUCAGACAGGGCGUGCAUAUCAUUUCUCUCGAGACCACAGCCGCGCAUCUCCGCCGCGCGGCAAAAGUUGUAGAAGGUGUCGCGUACCACGGCGGCCUGAUCCUCUUCGUUGGAACACGGCCAGGCCAAGGACCAGUAAUUGUGAACGCAGCGAGGAUGGCGAAGGGGUGUCAUUUAUUCGAGAAGUGGAUUCCCGGGAGCAUUACGAACGGCGACCAGAUCCUUGCGAAGUGUGGGAUUAAGGCGGUGGAUGUGCUGGAUGAGCCGAUUGAGGGGUUCGAGGAUAAGAUUGCGGAGUGGAAGGCGUUGAAGCCGGAUUUGGUGGUGUGUUUGAAUCCGCUGGAGAAUUAUAUUCUGCUGCAUGAGUGUGGAUUGAAUAAUAUUCCGACGAUUGGGGUUAUUGAUACGGAUGCUGAUCCCACUUGGGUUACGUAUCCGAUUCCGGCGAAUGACGAUAGGUUUGUUGCUCUGUUCUUCUCAUCACCUACCCAUACUUCUUCUAUGUACUGGUUUCAAGACACUUGACUAAUGGCUCUCUCUAACAGUUUACGCUGCACACAAGUCAUCGCCGGAGUCCUCGGCCGCGCAGGUGAAGAAGGCCAAAGGAAACGUCUCGAGGCAGCCAGAACAGGCGAAAUCACAUGGCUACCACCGCCAGGACUCGGUAGUCCGUUUACAGAGGAGGACGAGAGGAAGCAAGAGGAGGCGAGGGUUGCUGAGGCGGAAGCUAUGAAGCGUGCUGCUGCGCAGAGUCUGCAGGAGCGGUCACAUGAGUUGUAAAAUAUACCUUAGACGUGUUUGCUGGUGGACAAAUGGGCUUGUAUAGAUAGGUAUGUAUGUACUAUGAAUGCAUAGCAUGGAUGGGAGAUUAUGGUUUGUUACACAUAUCCUUUUCCCCAAGAGUUGGGGAUGAGUUAAUUUCGGCGCGGUCAGUAUCCUUCUCCUGCUCCAUAAAUCAG